Molecule: messenger RNA, 1213 nt
Organism: Rhagoletis pomonella (apple maggot)
Lineage: Eukaryota; Metazoa; Arthropoda; Insecta; Diptera; Tephritidae
Product: tetraspanin-9
Exons: 6
Coding region: 252-935 (227 amino acids)
Cellular component (GO): membrane
Source: RefSeq, a predicted model, not a curated record
AAUAAAUUAUAAGUAAAAAUUACUCAUACAAAGUCGUUACACAAACAUAUGUAUUUCGAAACGUGUAAAAAUAUUUGAAUUUCAUUGCUUAGUGAAUUGAUGUGCUAACAUUCUGAAAAUCGCUGUACCAUAUUUAAAGCUUAAAAUUUGGAUCACAACGAUUACAUCAGCAAUUGUAUGGAAAGAAAUCACACAUUUUCAGCCAAGAAGAAAGCGUUCUGUUGAAAACAAUUUGCAAUUUCGAUUGAAACAUGGGUCUAGGCAAAGCUACCUCGAAGCAUUUGUUGUUGCUGUUAAAUUUCAUAUUUACGCUCCUCGGCAUAGUUCUCAUAGCCUUUGGUAUUUUUGUGCUGGUCAGCGCUUCCCACAACAACGUCGAUCAUGGUGAAAAUUUAGCCGGUGGACUCAUAAUUGCAUUGGGUGUUGUUAUUGUAGUAAUUUCGAUAUUCGGCUGCAUAGCUGCGAUACACGAGUCACGAACAAAAUUAAUUGUAUACAUCAUCAGCUUAGUAGUGUUGAUACUGUUACAACUGAUUUUGGCCGCCAUGGCUUCACAAGGCACCAAGGAUGGGCUGUCGGGCAGCGUACACGAUGGUUUCGAACAGCUGUGGGAGUAUGAAUUGAAGGCGCCAGGCACAUUGGCCUACUACGAGGAUUGGUUGCACUGCUGUGGUGUCAACAGCACCGACGAUUAUCACCACAUACAACACGACAUACCGCGAACGUGUUGCAAGGACCGCAAUUGCCAAAUUGUCGAUAAUAUUUACAAAGAGGGUUGUCAGGCGAAAUUCGAAGAAUACCUUUCGGGGAAGAUGCUUAUGUUCGGCGUGGUCAGUUGGAUUUUGAUAAUUGGCGAGAUUGUUGGCGCCGUUUUGGCUUGGAUGUUAUACAGCAGCGUGAAGAACGAGAGCAGGCGAAAUUUGCGUUGGAUGUAAACUUUUAAAUAGUGCAUAAAUACAUACAUAUGAACAUAUUUACGUAUCUAGUAAUGUGUCAGUUAAGCACUGAUUGCUAAAAAUCGUAUUCUAAUCGCGAUUACUCAUAUAACGAAUGUACCUAAUAAUUUUGUUAUUGUUCGAAAAAAAAGUAACAAAAAAUUUUAAUACAAAUUUUACUAGUCAAAUGGAAAAUGCUAAAAAAUACAAACAUACAUAUGUGCAUACAUGCGUAACUACAAAAUUUUCAGCUUUUAUUCAAAUAUUAAAAACAAGUC